UUGCUUCCUGGGCUGCUGGCGGCUGGGGCAGCGGCACAGAGCAGGCUCUCGCGGCCGAGCCAUGCCGGCCGCACGCGUGGAGUACAUCGCGCCCUGGUGGGUGGUGUGGCUGCACAGCGUCCCGCACCUCGGCCUGCGCCUGCAGCGGGUGGACAGCACCUUCAAUCCCCGCGAUGAGAAUUACCAGGAGUCGCUGCUGUUCCUGGGGCUGGUGGCCGCCGUCUGCCUGGGCCUGAACCUCGUCUUCCUCACGGCCAACCUGGUCUGCGUGUGCUGCUGCAGACAGGACGGCGCAGCGCAGACCAAGCUGCGCAAGUCCUGCUGUGUCACCUGGUCAGCUGUGGUGGCCGGGCUCGUAUGCUGUGCUGCGGUGGGCAUUGGUUUCUAUGGAAACAGCGAGACCAAUGAUGGGGUGUACCAGCUGAUCUACUCCUUGGGCAACGCGAACCACACCUUCUCCGGGAUCGACACACUGGUGUCCGGAACCACCCAGAAGAUGACGGUGGACCUGGAGCAGCACCUGGCCCGGCUUAGCGAGAUCUUUGCCACCCGGGGCGACUACCUCCAGACACUGAAGUUCCUGCAGCGGAUGGCCAGCAACAUUAUUGCCCAGCUGUCGGGAGUGCCCGUGUGGACAGGGGUCACGGCCGAGCUGACCGAGCUGGCCGACCAGACUGGCUACGUGGAGUACUACAGGUGGCUUUCCUACCUCCUGCUCUUCAUCCUGGACCUGGUCAUCUGCUUCAUCGCCUGCCUGGGACUGGCCAGGCGCUCCAGGUGUAUCCUGGCCUUGAUGCUGUGCUGUGGGCUGCUGGCCCUGCUCCUCAGCUGGGCAUCCAUGGCCGCGGACACCGCUGCAGCAGUGGGCGCCAGUGACUUCUGCACAGCCCCCGACACCUUCCUCCUGAACAUGACCGAGGGCCAUCUCAGCGCAGAGGUGACCCGUUACUACCUGUACUGCGAUCAGAGCAUGAGCAGCCCCUUCCAGCAGGCACUGACCGCCUUCCAGCGCUCCCUGACCGCCAUGCAGAUCCAGGUGGCGGGACUGCUGCAGUUUGCUGUGCCCAUCUUCCCCACAGCAGAGAAUGAGCUGAUCAGAAUCCAGCUCCUGUUAAACUCCUCGGAAUCCAGCCUUCAGCAGCUGACAGCCAUGUUGGAUUGUCGCGGGCUGCACAAGGACUACCUGGACGCCCUCACUGGCAUCUGCUACGACGGCAUCGAGGGCUUGCUCUUCCUCGGCCUCUUCUCCCUCCUGGCCGCCCUGGCCUUCUCCACCAUGACCUGCUCGGGGCUGCGGGCCUGGAAGCGCUUUACCACCAGGGACAGAGACUACGAUGACAUCGAUGACGACGACCCCUUCAACCCCCAGGCCCGGCGCAUCGCCGCCCACAACCCAGCACGGGGGCAGCUUCACAGCUUCUGCAGCUACAGCAGCGGCCUGGGCAGCCAGACCAGCCUGCAGCCCCCGGCCCAGACCGUCUCCAACGCCCCCGUCUCGGAGUACAUGAACCAAGCUGUGCUCUUUGGCGGGAACCCCCGCUACGAGAACACGCCGCUCAUCGGAAGAGGCUCCCCGCCCCCCACGUACACUCCCAGCAUGAGGGCCACCUACCUGUCCCUGGCGGAUGAACACCCGAGGCACUACGGCCGCGAGUUCCCGGCCUAACCGCCUUUCAGAGGGCGCUGCCUCCUUGGCCCGCUCUGGUUUGUCACGGACUCACACGAGAGCUGCGUUUCUUCAGUGGAAACCAAAGGCAUCUGGAAACUGGUCUCAGGACCGGGAGGACCCUGUUCCCACAGAGGGGCCACUGAGAGUCAGGCAGAAUCAUCCUGGGCGCGGCUGCCCCCGGGCAGAUGGAAGACCAGCCUCUCCCUCUGCCGGCCUCCUCUCCACACCAGAAGUGUCCCCCAGUUGCUUGGCUGUCCCUACACAGGCAGCCUGGCUCAGCUCACCCCUACGCCCCACCCUUUCGGGGUGGGGCAGAACAGUGAGGAGGGGCCGGGUCAGGCCCCAGGGUCCCAGCGACCACCCUCUGGCCACGUGGAUGGCAGCAUUUUUCUGUAGGUAAAGGUGGAAUUGCUGAUCGGGAGAUGUUUUUAAGGAAGGUGGUAUUCCCAGUGAGACCAGAAACUGUCCAAAUCGGUCUCCCAGGGCCUGGUGGCCUCUUCCGAGCCACAGAGGGAAGGGGUUGGAGAGCUCUGGGGAGGGAGCAGGUGGCCCCAGGGCUGGGGGACCAACCCUGGUGGGUUUCUACAGUGAUGCCCGGCGGGAAGGGGGGCGAAAGCCUUCCCCAUCCUGCUGGCCUUUCUGCAACUCUCCCUUCCAAAAGCGAUGCUGUGAGUUUGUUCGCCACAGGUAGGGGCGGUCUCAGGUACUAACACACACUUUGAACGCAACUGUAACUCUUCCCCCCUCCACCCCGUGUUUUAAAUACUUUGUCCAAAGACUUGAAUCUCGGAGCACACCCAGUUUCUACAACGGACUCGGGCUCAUUCCUUACACUUGAUUUGUCUGCCAUUCCUUUUCAGAGUUUGCCACCACCAGCCAGUUCUUUAAGGAUCUGGGGGUGGGGGAGAGGGGAUUUUUAAAUAAAAUAAAAAUCAGCGAGACUUCC
Artibeus jamaicensis (Jamaican fruit-eating bat) is the source of this 2615-nucleotide messenger RNA. RefSeq names its product tweety family member 2 (gene TTYH2). The transcript is spliced from 14 exons. Bases 62 to 1666 code for a protein of 534 amino acids. The record is from RefSeq and is a predicted model, not a curated record. Gene Ontology annotation, molecular function: intracellularly calcium-gated chloride channel activity; volume-sensitive chloride channel activity. Gene Ontology annotation, cellular component: plasma membrane. NCBI's taxonomy places the organism in Eukaryota, Metazoa, Chordata, Mammalia, Chiroptera, Phyllostomidae.